AACGUAAUUUCUGAUCCUCUUAUUCUGGGAACAUGCCCGCUUCAUAAGCGAAGCCGUUUGAACAGGGGCUGUUUAUUAUCAGAGCAGGUAAAUGAGGGAUGUUGCUCUAGGCUGUGAACACGCUGUUAUUUGUACUGGAUGAUAUUGUAAUUCCCAAUCUUGAAGCAAACAGAUGAGAGAGACUAUGAGAAUCAUACACUCUAUGGGCAAUAUCAGCAGUCCUACACGAAAUGGUAUUUCCUGGAAAUGAGACGGAAUUAUGAUCAAAAGAUUGGAAUCUGCAGUGUUGGACCAAUGAAAUUCCACGUGGAUUUUAGGGGAAAAAAUCAUUGGAGGAUAUCUAAAACCUGGAGGUUAAUGGAUAGUUAUUUUGCCUCAGUUUUCACUGCAGAGGGUACCAGAGAGGAAAUAACAUCAGGAAGAAAAACGAGAUAAGUAUUCCAACAGUUAAAAUGGACAGGAAGGAGAAACUAGGCAAACUUGAGGAAGACAGAGCCGGGAUCUGGAUAAAUGGAUUACAACCACAGAUGUUCAAAGAAACUGGGCACAUUCAGGAUCCAGCCAGUCAGCGGCUAACAUGGAGUAAGCCUCCGACGAGUAUCCUAGUCAUUAAAAAGAUUCAAGAUGAUCGUCUCCUUCAACCAUUUAAGGAUCUCUGUAUCUUCCUCAUGGAGGAGAAAGAUAUGAUUGUUUAUGUAGAAAAAAAAGUACUUGAAGACCCCACCAUUGCAAAUGAUGAGAGCUUUGGACCUCUAAAGAAAUUGUGUACUUUUAGAGAAGGCUAUGACGAUUUAUCUGAUCGAAUAGACUUUAUUAUUUGUCUUGGAGGAGACGGCACCUUACUUUACGCAUCAUCCUUAUUCCAGGGUAGUGUACCACCAGUGAUGGCAUUUCACCUCGGAUCUCUGGGUUUCCUGACGCCAUUUAACUUUGAUACCUAUCAGUCACAAGUCACACAAGUAAUUGAAGGGAAUGUUGCCAUUAUCCUGCGAAGCCGCCUCAAGGUCAAAGUGGUGAAGGAAAACUGGGAAAAGAGAGGCUGCCAGGAGCACACUGUGGAGGAGAACAGACUGAUAGUGACCAAGCACGGGGACAAUGAGUUAGGAAAACGAGCAAUGCAGUAUCAGGUCCUGAAUGAGGUUGUGAUUGACCGUGGUCCUUCAUCCUAUCUCUCCAAUGUUGAUUUGUUUCUGAAUGGCCGCCUGAUAACAUCUGUCCAAGGAGAUGGAGUGAUUGUUUCCACACCAACUGGGAGCACGGCGUACGCUGCAGCGGCAGGAGCCUCAAUGAUUCACCCCAACGUUCCCGCCAUAAUGAUCACCCCCAUCUGUCCGCAUUCCUUAUCGUUCCGACCAAUAGUUGUACCGGCAGGAGUGGACCUCCAGAUUAUGCUGUCACCGGAUGCUAGGAACACUGCGUGGAUUUCAUUUGAUGGACGGAAGCGCCAAGAGAUUUGCCAUGGUGACAGCAUCACCAUUACUACCUCCUGCUACCCAGUCCCUUCGAUAUGCUUCAGGGACCCAGUGAAUGAUUGGUUCGAUAGUUUGGCUGAGUGUUUACACUGGAACGUGAGAAAGAAGCAAAGUCACCUAACAGAUGUGGAGGAUUUCUGAGAGUGGUUCGGGAACAGCAUGCCUGUAACAUCCAUCUCCAAUGGAGGUCCUUUCAACCUGCAGCAUUGCAAAGAGCAUUCCUACAUAUCAGAAGAAUCUGUUUUGUCUGCGCUGCUUAAACAGACACACAGGAGCAUCACCCUCUCCAGCCAUUUGGUAAACAGUGAGGUUUUAAUACUUGUUGCAGAUUGGGUAAAGACAGUCACAUGUUUGAAAGUACCAAAUACAGAGAAGAUGGUUCCAGAGAGAGCAUUUCGAUGAUGUUUGCAGCAUUUGAUGCUCUGGCAUCUUAGGAAAUGUCACCCAACUCCUCAUAAAUAUCAUUCAUAUCGAAAGACUUGAGAGAAAUAUUGAAGAAGGAUUCGAGUUGGCUGUUUACUGCUUUCUUCAGUUGUUCUGAAGGAGUGUGGUGUUUGAAAUGCACUAAAAUGUGGAUCUGUUUCUGAACGCUGUGGCCAUGGCACUUAGUCCAAUGUCCCCCUCUCUCCCAGACCGACCGACCGUACCUGGGGACAACCCUGUCAGAUACUCUGUACAAACUCCAUCUCUCUCCUUUCGCUGACCCCGUUUUCUCUUUGUUUAUUUUUCCAGCUGUGCUUUUUUGUUAUAGUUUAAAGUGAUGUUUUUAUAAAGCAAGAAUGAUGAGCCUGUGAUCUGCUAUCAGCACUGGGCUCCAUGGUGUGGGGGAAGGACUUUUACUGAGUCAGCACCUGCUUUGGGUUCAGUUUUACCUGAGAUUCUCAACUUUGUCAAACUCCGAUGUGAGCACAGCAUGUUCAUCGUCUCUUUGUUCUUUUCACUUGAACAUCAGAAGUGCUGAAGUGCAGGGUAUAUUCUUUGAGGCGAGGUGGGGGUGGUGGGCCAUCAGUUAGCUCAGUUGGCUGGACAGCUGGUCUAUGAUGCAGGGUGAUACCAACAGCGUGGGUUCAGUUCCUGAACUGGCUGAGGUUACUAUGAACGACUUUCCCUCUCAACCCCUCCCUGAGGCGUGGUGACCUUCAGGUUAAACCCACCGCCAGUCACCCCUCUAUAAUGAGACAGCAGCCCUAUGAUCCUCUGGGACUACGGUGACUCUAUUCUUUGAGAAUGAAGAGUACCAUGUGAAUAUUUGCUUGAUUAAAACAAAUCUUGUAAAGCUUUGACAAAAGCAGAAAAAAUACAAAAGCAGAGCCGAUCACAUAAGGGUUAAAGGAUAAUUUAUUUCCUCUCCUCCAUUUUCCUUUCAGUAUUUAUUGUUGACAAUCUCUGAUGUUGCUGCUUCCCAAUACCCUGGCUUUUUGUCCCAUGUUGUAGCUGCUGUUGAGGACUGAUUACAUUGUAAGCUGGUCUUGUGUCAAUUAUCAGAUUCUCCUGAGGCUAAGUCAGGGAUAGUAAAUCAGUCAAAUUCUUCACCCCUCCUCUCUGCACCCAGAGGAACACGAUUUUAAAAUUAUUGUGAUUUAUUAAGUGGGAUGUUCUCUGUGGCGUAAAUCUCUUGUGUGUCAUUUAAAGAGGAACAAUGAGCAAGCAUUUUCAGCACUUCAAGGAGAGGUGAAUGUUGCAGCAUUGAGCACGGUGAUAACACGAACCCAGUCAAGCAUCUGACAGACUGAGCCAUCAACACAUCUCGCUGCUGGAACUGUGUGGCAUGUUGCUCACUCAAAGGGUUGAAAAUCCUGCAUGACCUUUGGCUGAUGGGUUCAAUUUGUAUCCGAGUUGGAGCUACGUCCCAAGAAUUGUCUGCCACAGAAAUUCACUAAAAGUAAAGAUUAGUGCUGCAUUUUGCAGUCUGUUGCUGUCAUUGCUAAUGACUUGAGUCUAUUUCUGAAGCCAUUGUUAAAGCUGCUGAAGCUUCCAUUACAGCAGCUGGUUAGCAGUAGUCACCCUUCCUGGGCUGGUUUCCAUUCUGACCUUGUGAGGUGCAGACAUCCAGGUGCCAUCAUUAAGGAUUCUUCUUCCAGUCAACAUCCAAAUGCACAAAAUCUGAUGUAAUUAGGUAACAAAUGAGAAUUUUCAAAACUUUUGGAUUUUAAUAGACCACCAAUCUGUCUGGAAGAGGUUACACUAAAAGUCUGAAACCAACCUAAAUGUAUCCAGCCUAUAUAGGUAGAAUUUUACGGUGCAGUUCUCAGUAAACACACAGUUGUUUGAUCAUUACUGAUCCCGGUUCAGGAUAAGGUGCUGCUUCAAGUCACCACAAUAUCGUCAAUGUAGAGGAAUUGAAGUUUUCAUUCUGAAUCAGACUGGUUCACCUUUUAGAUGAGAUUUCUGAAAACCCAGUUUGGGGGUAUCUAUAUCACUGAUGAUUACAUGUCACUGUGAUCUGGACGGUACAUUGGAAGUCCUGUUGUUUCGAGCAGGUUAGUUGACACUGGAAGUAUAGUUUAGUUUCAUACACACAGGUUUACUGUAUACUCAGUCAGAUGGUUUAGCUGGUAUAGAAAGUUCCAAAGUAAGUUUAUAGUUCUCUCAUACACUCAACCCCUAACAGUUCAGGACAGUAGCUUGCACCUAAUUUAGAAAAGUAAACACAACUUGUCUUGAUAAAUAAGUUUCAUUUUAGUUCAUGUUGCUAAGGCAGCAAAGGUCAUAUUAUUUUGCUGUUAAUUAGAAAGUGUCCCAGCAAAGGCAAUCUAUAAAUGGGCAUGUAAAUGGAAUUUAUUAAUAUAUCAGCUAUUACAUUGGGUCAAUAAAAACCAAAAGAACUGCGGAUGCUGUAAAUCAGGAACUAAACCAAAAGUUGCUAGAAAAGCUCAGCAGGUCUGGCAGCAUCUGUGAAGAGAAAAUCAGGGUUAAUGUUUUGGGUUCAGUGUUCCUUCCUCUGAGCUGUUCUGCAGAAGGGUCACCGGACCCAAAAUGAUUACAGGAUCUCACACUGAGUACCAGCACCAAUCUCGUAACAGGAAGGUUUGCACCUGUACAGAAUCUUUCAUGACUUCAGGAUGUUCUAAAUGAUCUUUACAGCCUGUGAAGUACUUGUGGAGUCACUGCUGUAAUUUACAAAGUCCAUGCCCUUUUAAUGUGGGCGGAUGAUGAUCAACAUUAUUCAGCCAUGUGCACUUUCCAGUGGCAUUCACUGGAUAACUGCUGGGAGCUGGAAUUUAGAUUGUUACACUUUCUUUUUAUCUUUUGCUUUCAGAUACAGAUUCUAGUUACACUGCACAAGAUCAAUUCUAUGUGAUUUAGCAGUGAGUUGGAUUAACUUGCUCUUGGUUUGCAUGGAAAGUAUAUUUCUGACACAUGGCAAACUCGCACUGAGCUGUACACUAAUUUUACAUGUCUGUUUCUGAAAUGAAUAUUGGAGUCAGUUAUUGUAGAAGAAUAUUUUAUACUUCUGCCUUUUUUUAAUAUUUCACAAUUUCAGCAACAGUCUAUCAAUUUACCUCUGGUAUGAAAGAGUGCACUUCAAGAAAAUACCUGUCAAAUAUUUCACUUUUGAAGGAACCUUUUUUCUAAGGUUUUGGAGUAGAUUUGUAGCUCGGGUUGUGGGUGUUGAGAUUGGUUGGCUCACCGAGCUGGUUUGUUGUUCUGCAGACGUUUCGUUACCGUGCUGGGUAACAUCCUCAGUGCAGCCUCUGAUGAAGCGUCGGUGUGUUUUUCUGCCUGGUUUUUAAACUCUGGGGUCCGUUGUGAUGGAUUGCCUCACUUCCGGGUUUCCUCCGUAGUGGAAUGUAUAUGGGGUCGAGUUCAAUGUGUUUAUUAAUAGCGUGCUUCGUGGAGUGCCAUGCUUCCAGGAAUUCUCGUGCCUGUCUCUGCCUAGCCUGUCCCAGGAUCUUGGUGUUGUCCCAGUCGAAAUCGUGGUUCUCCUUGUCCGUGUGCAUUGAGAUGAAUGAGUAUGAGUGUUGUUCUGUGGAACAACAAACCAGCUCGGCGAGCCAACCAUCCUCAAAGGAACCUUUUUUAUUCUACAAAAUAUCCAGUCACAUUGAGAUUCUAAUCUCUCUCACUCACUCACUGAUCAAAGAAAGACCAUACUGGAUCUGCCUAGUUUUUAAAUGAGAAUGAUUUUUUUAUUCUAAAUGUUCAGCUAAAUCACCCAAAUUCUAAUGAAGGAUCAAAUCCAUGUCAUUGAAAUUUGUGUCUCUUUCAGAUAUUUAUCGCUAGCUUUGUAUCUCCAACAGUUUGUAGCUUUCAAGUUUCAUUUCACACACUCUUCCAUAAUUGAUGAACCCAGUCAUAACUGUUUACUCUUAAGUGGGCCCCUACUCCCUGGACAGUGCAAUGUGAACUGCACAGAAGGUGUUUUUCCAGUUAUCAUUCAUUCAUGGGAUGUGGGCAUCACUGGCUAGACUAGCAUUUAUUACCCAUCCUUAACUCUGCCUCCUCCCCCCAAGCACACGCGCACACACAUGGUGAUGAGCUGCUGUUUGAAUUACUGCAGUCCAUCUGGUAUAGGGACACAGCCUUGAUGUGCCAUUAGGGAAGCUGUUCCAGGAUUUUGACCGAGCGACACUAAAGGAAUAGCAUUAAGUCAGGAUGGUGAGUGGCUUGGAGGAGAACUUGCAGGGGGUGGUGUUCCUAUGUACCUGCUGCCCUUGUCCUCCCACACAGGAGAAGUGACAAGUUUGGAGGGUGCUGUCAGAGGAGCCUUGGUAAGUUGCUGCAGUGCAAUUUUGUAGAUAGAAACACACACACUGUGUAAUUUAAAAUGUUGUACAACUUAACUCAUUCAGCUACUUGUCUAUCAGGAUGUGCGUACAUAAUUAACUUUGAUAGAAAUGAGUUCCAGCCAUAAGUUGAGGCUGAUUUGGAGAUCAGUUUGGAGUUGGACAAACCCGUUCUGAGAAAUGGUGCAAAUGCUGGUUUGCAGAGAGCCAUCUUGCCAGGCACUGUUUUAUUGUUGCAAUCAAAGAUUUCCCUUUUAACAAGGAUCACAAGGAAGAUAAAUGCAUCAAUUUCAAUGUUGAUCUUGCUUUGACUUGUUGGUUGUUGGAGGUUGCAAUUUUUUUUUAUUUUGAGAGAAGAUCUGAUUCCUACUGUGGUUUAGGGCAUUGGUAUGAAUUAGCCUAAUCCCUGCAUCACACAUCAUUCAGAAAGGGUCAUCAAAAAGGACGUGUUUAAUGUUGAAACUAUACUGUGGUAGGUUUUGUACCAAGAGCUUGACAAUAAUGGAUCAAAGUGGUUUCUCUGUUUGUGCGCCAGCCAUCUCUGAACGAUAGACCCUCCCAACUCAACGUAGAAUCUGUCUCAUUCCUACAAUGUUGAAUGCACUUUCCUCCCGUUUUAAGCCAUGAAAACAGAGUUAUGUAUGUGUGUGUCUUUGUGUGUACGUGCUAGUAAUCCAUCCAGUCUUGAUAAGGUUGGAAUGUACCUUCACUCUUGCACUUUUGUGGUUUUGCUUGUGGGAUUACAUUCGAAUGUGACUUACAGUGCAUCUUGACUCCUUUUAUAUAUAAAAAAAAUCUUCCAAAGGUUUGCUGGUUGAAUCUUCUUUGAUCGUAUACUAUUGAGUAAUAAUUUAUUGCAAAGAUCUGUAUGUUAUUAAUUGAACUUCUUGGCUGCCUUGAUUGGAAUGUUCAUGUUAAUGUUUCCUGCAUGAACCUCUGAACCUGUAAUAUUUCCUGGGGAACUGUGUGAAGGCCAGCUUUUCCUCUUGUAGAACAAAACCAGAAGUUGCUGGAAAAGCUCAGCAGGUCUGGCAGCAUCUGUGGAGAGAAAUCGGAGUUAGCAUUUCGGGUUUGGUGACCCUUCCUCUGAGCCCUUUCCUCUUCUAGAUUGUUUUUCCCCUCAGUUGUAAAACUAAUCAGUAGAACAGAAUUAAAUCUCCAAAUAAAUUGACUUUUUUUUAAAAUAAAGAAUGUGUUUUCUAAACUCUGGUAAAUCUACACAACAUUUUGUUAAAUUUUUAACCAAUACCACUCACUUUCUUUACAUAAUGUAUGGAAUGCAGUGGACAGUUUACUUGUAAUAAUGAAGUCAGUACAAACCCCUCUCAAUACAUGCGGAAAUUUAACAGCAGCCCUAACAGACUUGGAAAUGUGUUUAAAAUUGUGUAAAAGCUACACACAUUAAACAAACUGCCUCUCAUAAAUAUAUCAUUAACUGUGCAAUUUUAUUACAUCAGAAUUUCUACUUAAAUGUAAAUAUAUCAUUAAAUUUAGAUUGUAAUUUAAAUAUCUUUUACUCUUCAGUUGUUCUUGGACUUCCUUUGAUUUGAGUUUUACAAAUUGUAUCAUAUUUAUAGUGAUUCAAGUUCUUUUUAACAACCAGUUUGAAGAACCACAGUGCUUCUGAAGUUUUCAUUUCCCUGUUUUUAACUGUACUCUAUGCUUAGAUUUUUUUAAAAUCUGAAACACAGUUGUGUCAAGCUGUGCUGAAAAAGUUCACACCCUGAACUAUGAAUUACCAGCAAAUUGAAUGAAUAGUUUCUGAAUUGUAACUGGGAUCAUAAUGUUUUCUGUUUAUACAACUUGAUAUUUGUUGAACAUUAGUAAAGUUGUUAUAUGUAGGAGACUAUUUUUCAAAUCUUUUACUAAAUAAAUUAACCUGUGUUUUAUAUA
Molecule: messenger RNA, 8092 nt
Organism: Rhincodon typus (whale shark)
Lineage: Eukaryota; Metazoa; Chordata; Chondrichthyes; Orectolobiformes; Rhincodontidae
Product: NAD kinase
Exons: 11
Coding region: 453-1613 (386 amino acids)
Biological process (GO): NADP+ biosynthetic process; NAD+ metabolic process
Molecular function (GO): NAD+ kinase activity
Source: RefSeq, a predicted model, not a curated record